AUGAGCGUCCUCGUCCUUGCACCAGCGCGGUGGGCCAGGUUGAGGGAGGUGCAGGGCAGGCGAGAUGAUGGUAUUGCAAACAGCAAUCACCCAUGGGACCAUCGAUGGUCACGCCCGCCACCGUCUAGUCUGUCGUCGUCGUCGUUGCUCAUUGCUCGACGCGUUGGUGACUCGAGGGAGUUUGCGGGAUCUGGGAAUCGCCAUUGCGUUAUUCCACCUGUCGCCCUCUCAACCUUGCCGAUUCCAUCUUUACGUAUCUACAGUUGUGUUCAGAAUCCAAUGGCACUUCAAUGCACACACAUCUCAACCGAUGAAGACGUGGUGAUGGACGAAGAUCCAGCUCCAGCUUCAAGGCGCACAAUCUUUAACUCAGGUCGACACCUAUGGAACCGGCUUUUCUCCAACCCCCGCCGCAUUCUCCCUUCCUCAACUGGCAUCUACAUUCAGGAACAAGCGGACCUUGGCACUCCUCAUCACUCUCAGGAAGGACUACUGUCAAUGGAAGUCGACGCACCACAGUCCACGUCGCGACUCCACAUCAACGCGCUCCCCGUCGAACUGCUUUGCGAGAUAUUCGUGCAGUACACCCACUCGUUCGACGAUGGAGCGCCCUUCCUCCCAGAAAAGAAACCAGGGUUACGCGACACCGUCUUUCAAAACGCGACCCGCAGCAGAUACGAGCUGGACGUAUCGCGUUGGCGCGUGUUGUCACUAUCGAUGCCCGAGCUUUGGUCCAGAAUUUGCGUUGCCUUUCCUACGACCUCCGACUAUCGCUUGCUUCAUAUGUGGCUGGAACGAUCAGGCACGCAUCCUCUCGACUUGACUAUCGUCCACUCAGAGGGAAGAUACCCUAACGAUGGGAUCGUACACGCCCUCCGCAUUCUCCUUGACGAGGAACACCGCUGGAAGUACCUAUCCCUAACUUUGGGCGAAGGGGUUGACCGCCUCUUCGAACAGUCCACUGUCUCAUGCACGUUCCCUCUUUUGGAGACUCUCGAUAUAGAUCUGCGCGAUUGGAAUGAGGACGUGGCGGCCAAGUUCUGUCGCCGGAUACACGGCACACCGAGCCUGACACGACUUCGGCAGGACAGCUUCUGGAAACACGUUUCUAUCACCCCGAGCAUCCCUUGGAGCGUUUUACAGGACGUGGAACUGAAUGCACUGGAAGCUAGAGAACUGAAGGCUGCUUUCUCCCAGGGCUUGCGUCUCCAACGGCUAGUUCUCCACCAUGUUGUGGGCACUGUCGAUCGGUCAUCUCCCACACCGUUGACGCUCCCGUGUCUCAGAACCUUGGGGCUUGGGUCUAUCGAGGAUGUCUCUCAGAUCCUUCGCAUGGUGGCUCUUCCUGCCUUGCACGAACUUCACUUGCUCGGUGGAAUUGGAUGGCCUUGUACCACUCGGGCUGCCCAUGACGUCCUUCAAGAGAUAGAACGAUUCGGAUGUCGCCUCGAGAAGCUCGCACUGAACCUGGGUCGUAACGCAGACGAGGAUAUACUCAUAACCAUCCUCCAAUCACCGGUUAUGGUGCACCUUAAGGCCCUUGCCGUCAGGUCUAAGACCACAAGUCGACUUCUACAGUUUCUCACCGCAUCCUCGUCUUCUCCUCUGGCACUUCCGGCGUUGGAACAUCUACUCCUUCCCAACUUGCAUUCGAAUGACGGUGAACUGAGAGACAUGGUGCAAUCCCGUGUCGAAUAUGCUGGCGGUUUUCGUGCGGUGGAGCACGAUGGAUUGCCCCAAAGUUCGGAUGUCAUUUAA
This is a messenger RNA of Coprinopsis cinerea okayama7#130, 1758 nucleotides long. RefSeq lists its product as hypothetical. The transcript has 5 exons. The record is from RefSeq and is a predicted model, not a curated record. The coding region runs from base 1 to 1758 and encodes 585 amino acids. NCBI's taxonomy places the organism in Eukaryota, Fungi, Basidiomycota, Agaricomycetes, Agaricales, Psathyrellaceae.